AUGGCACCCAGGGACCCUGCCGCCCAGCCCUUUCCAUGGCACCCAGGACCCCCGAGGCCCAGUCGCCUUCUUGAGACCCAGGACUCCCACCGCCCAGCUCCUUCUCUGGUACCCAGGACACCCAAAGCCCGGCCCCUUUUUUGCACCCAGGACUCUGAUGCCCAGCACCUUCCUAGCACCCGAGACCCCCGACCCCCUCCCUGGAACCCACGACCCCCAAUGCCCGGCCCCCUCCCUGCACCCGGGACCCUGACGUCCAGAUCCAUCCCUCACACUCUGGACGUUGACAUCAGCCUCUUCCCAGGCACCAGGGACCCUCGACACCCUCCCUGGCACCCGUUCCCCCAUCGCCAUGCCCUCCCUGGCAUUCGAGACCCCCAACAUCAGGCCCCCUCCCUGGCACCCCUGAUCCCCAAUGCCCGGACCCAUCCCCAAUGCCCAGCCCCUUCCCUGCCAGUACCCCUGAUGCUGAGCCCCUUCCCUGGCACACAGGACCCUCGACACCUGUCCUCUCCCUGGCACCCUGGACACCUGAUGCCCAGCCCCUCCCUUGCACCCAAUGUCCAGCGACUCCCAUUCACUCAGGACCCAUGA
Molecule: messenger RNA, 594 nt
Organism: Lepus europaeus (European hare)
Lineage: Eukaryota; Metazoa; Chordata; Mammalia; Lagomorpha; Leporidae
Exons: 2
Coding region: 1-594 (197 amino acids)
Source: RefSeq, a predicted model, not a curated record